AAGGAAGUUCCUUGAAGGAACCACUAUUGUAACAUUCGCCGCGACAACUAUACGUAACUUUGUUGUCCACAAAUAUAAUGCCUUGGUAAACUUGUGUACUUUAGUUUAGUUAGUGAAGAGAAGCAAACUUGUAAGUGAUUUUUAGCGCAUGCUCACUGAUUUGUUUACAUUCAAAAAUUGCAUUUUUAGAAUUCUAUUUGCGUGAUUUUUUAAGUAUAUUAAAAAGGUUUAUUAUAAUUCUAUCAUUAUGACAGCCGCCCAAGUGGAAACUAUAGAUUUUAAAUCACCAGAUUUUGAUUUAUCUAUAUCUCAAGAAGAAAGUUUGAGUAAAACUGUUAGAAUUGCUGAUAUGUCUGGUUUAAAUACCCCAAAACCUGUUUUGCAUUUGGGAUCUUCAACAGAAUUCCAAAGGCAGGGAACAGCUCUUCCAAAAACCCCAUAUAAACCUGGAACUGGGUAUAGAUCUGGAACCGGUUUUAAACCAACCACAAAUUUUAAGACAAAUGUGGCUAAACCUGGGACAGGUUUUAAACCUGGUACAGGCUUUCGUCCAGGUACAGGGGUGGACUUGGUUAAUAGACCCAUGACAGCAGUAAGGGGUGCUGGGUAUACCUCGCAUGGAAAACCAUUUGAUCCUCUUAAUCAAGCUGGAGCAGUACCUACACCACCUCUGGAGUUACAGAAAGAUGACUCACCUGAGGAAAAAACAAGGCAGCAAGAAAUAAAAAUAAUGCAGUUGGUCGAAGAAUCAUGCCUGGCAAAUGCUGAAGGUGAUCAUAGGAAGGCACUUACCAAAGCUAAAGAGGCUUCAAAUAAGGAAAGAGCCUUAAUAAAAAUGCAGGAAGUUGCUGGGCUUGGAGACCACCACAAUAUUGAUUUAACAUAUGCAGUACUUUUUACUCUUGGAAAUCAAUAUGCAGCAAAUGAACUAUACACAGAAGCUAUAAACACCUAUCAAAUGAUAAUUAAAAAUCGCAUGUUUUCAAACGCUCAUCGUUUAAAAGUAAAUAUGGGAAAUAUUUAUUAUAAGCAAGGGCAGUAUCAAAUGGCUGUGAAAAUGUUUCGUAUGGCUUUGGAUCAAGUACCGUCAAGUCAAAAAAAUCUUAGAAUAAAAAUAAUGCACAAUAUUGCUCUGGUUUUUAUUAAAAUGGGACAAUGGGAGGAAGCGGUCUCCAGUUUGGAGUACAUUAUGAGCGAGCAAGCUUGUCACAGGGCCGGUUUACACCUGAUAGUUUGCUGUAGAGCUUUAGAGGAUAGGGACAGAAUGAAAACUGCAUUCUCUAUGCUUUUGGCUGUUCCUUUGGACGUUGAAGAUGAUGAUAAAUAUAAUCUUGAACAGGAUAAUCCUGAAGAUGUAAUAAUUGCUUUCGCAAUUCAAAACGAUGAUCUACAUAAACAUGAAUCCGCCAAGCGUAAAGAUGCUGAUUUCUGUAUAUUAACAGCUGCAAAACUUAUAGCUUCACUAAUUGAAGAUACAUUCAGCGAAGGGUAUGAUUGGUGUGUAGCUGCAAUAAAAAAUUCCGAGUACGCGAAGCUAUCUUCGGACUUGGAGAUUAAUAAAGCGGUGAUGUUUUUAAAGCAAAAACAACUGCAAGAAGCAAUAGAUACGCUUAAAGCGUUUGAAAAGGAUUCCAAUAUUGCAGCUAAUGCAGCUGUAAACCUUAGCUUCAUAUAUUAUUUGCAAGGUGACAUACAAAAUGCCACUAAGUAUGGGGAAGUUAUUAAAACAUCCAAAUCCGAAAUUCCAGAGGGAUAUGUGAAUUAUGGCGUUUGUAUGAUGGCAAAGAGUCAGUUAGAUGAAGCAGCUGCUUGUUUUAGAAAAGCACUUGAACUGAACUCUACUCAUUUUGAAGCUAUUUACAAUUUGGGUUUGACCUUGAAGCGCCAAGGCCACUAUCAAGAAGCACUUAGUUGCUUCCAAAGAUUUUCUGGAUCCUUGGCCUUACUACCUGCAGUGGUUUACCAAGUAGGUAAUCUGCUCGAGUUGAUUGGAGACGUGGAAGCUGCAGCGGACACAUAUCAGCAGCUUCUAGGAUUGACCCCGGCAGAUGCGAGUGCCCUUCAAAAAUUAGGUGAACUGUAUGAUCACGAAGGGGACAAACAGCAGGCUCACCAUUAUCACGUUGAGCAAGUACAAGGUCUUUCCAAAGUCCCUAUACAAGAGGCUUUCUAUGCAACUCAACUUUCUUUGUAUAAUUUUUGUGUUACUGAUAGGCAAACCUCUGAUCCUGUGUUUUACACCUGGUUGGAGACUCAGGCAAAUAGAGGCUCAAACGAGAUAGGAUCGGCAGUAUACAAUUUUCUUAUGAACGCUUACCUACCUCAAGAUUGUGAAGUUAUAAGACUGUUUUGUGAUGGGUGUUCUGGACAAAAUUCGAAUGUGUCGUUCAGAUAUUACCCCGGAAAUUUAUCUGUGAUUGAUUGGUUGGGUUCGUACUACAUUGAAAUGCAGGUGGUUGAAAAAGCCUUGGCUUAUUUCGAAAAGGCUGCAGUUAUGCAACCUAAUGAACCUAAAUGGAACAUGAUGGUGGCUGGUUGCCACAGACGUAGCGGUAACAUGCAUAAAGCGCUUACAUUAUACCAGGAAAUUCACAAACAGUUUCCUGAAAAUGGAGAAUGUUUAAGGUUUUUAGUGAGGCUUUGCAAUGAUUUGGGUAUGAGAGAAGCUCAAGACUAUCUAAUGGAACUUAAACGUCUUGAGAAGUCCAAAGAAGUCAGGGAACGCGUUAACAGUAGUAGGCCUGGGUCCAGGCGCAGUAAUAGCGGUCUCUCGUCCAGGGCCGGAUCGGGUUUCACUUCGGUGCCCGAGAAUGGUUUAAUAAGAAGUCCGCUUGCUUCUGCCAAUAGAAAUUUAAGAUCAUCGCGCAUGAUGCAAAUGCAUAACAGUGCCGGAAGUGGGGAUUCCGGUUUUGCACAGUCUGCUGUUGAUGGAAGUUACACUGACCCAUUGGGGCCUCAGCCUAUACGCCCCAGAACUGGAGCUGGAAAACCUUUGGAUUUUGAUGAUUUUGGCAAUGAAGAACUUGGUGAUGACCUAUUACCAGAAUAAACAUGUCAUAUUUUCAAAAUCACAUAGAUCUCGCUAUUUUCGUAGUAAUUUAUAAUCACAAUUAAAUUAAAGUUUUAUUGAAAAUAAAAACAUUUCUAUAUGAUAAAUAAAAGCUUUUAUUUGUAGUUAAAAUAAAAAAUAUAAUCAUUGAAACAAUAUUACUAAUGAAUUGUUCAUUACGUAAUAAUACUAGGAAAAUUAUUAUAAAUAAAUUGUAAUCCACUGUACCAUGGGUAUACAACAAAUACAAAUUAUACAAAAAUACUGCAAUUUCAAAGAUUUAAUAAAACAAUAUCUACAAAUAAAUAAAAAUAAAAUACAUAUACAAUCACUGGAUAGCUCACAAAUUUUGUAAUACAUACAGAAUUGUUACAAAUCCCAAACCUCCUUUAUAAAAUAACUUUUAGGAAAGGUAUAAUUAUUAUUUUUACUUGUUGGCAACUAAUUGAUGGAUAGAUUAAAAGAUAUAUUAAUUAACUAAAUUUAUUAAGCAAAUUUAGCAAAAAAAUAGGUUGCUUAUAUCAAAAAAGGAGGUUAUAUUCGCAACGCCGCGUCAAUAGGAUAAAUAAAUAUAAAAUAAAAAAUAUAGUUUGUUUAAAAUGUCUACUGUUAGGUAUUAGUUAUAAGAAAUUUUUUUAAAUAAAUUAAUAAUAACAAUAAACAUUUUUGUAGUCAAAAUGACCAUCACAGGUUAAAUAAUAACUAUAAUAAAUUAAUUAUUAACUAAUUGAUUAUAACAUCAAUUGUUAAUAUUUUCCGUAAAUCUACCUAAAACCAUGGUCCUCAAUAAAGGACCAACUUCUUUAGGAUCUUGUAAUACUUCAACUAACAUUUUUUCUAUGUUCCUCAUUAUAGAAACUUUUUGGUGAUCAUUAAGUGGAUAUUCUAUAUUAGUUGGUCCACCCUAAACAAAACAGAAUAUUGUGUAAAUAGAUAUUGAUAAAACAAAAUUAAAUGAACUUACUUUAAACCAAAAGUUAAUUGUUAUUGUUGGACCUCCACUCAAUAAUGAUUCAACGUGAUGCCACCAGUAAAUAGGUAUAUACAAAACAUCUCCAGGACCUAGUACAGUUUCAAAUCCUUUAGCUUGUUUAAACUUUGGAAAUUUAUUGUAGUCUGGCUUUUCAAAAUCAACC
Messenger RNA from Brassicogethes aeneus, 4185 nucleotides. NCBI's taxonomy places the organism in Eukaryota, Metazoa, Arthropoda, Insecta, Coleoptera, Nitidulidae. The record is from the annotation of a GenBank genome assembly.